Messenger RNA from Trematomus bernacchii (emerald rockcod), 3988 nucleotides. RefSeq names its product zinc finger protein 236. The transcript has 3 exons. Gene Ontology annotation, biological process: regulation of transcription by RNA polymerase II. NCBI's taxonomy places the organism in Eukaryota, Metazoa, Chordata, Actinopteri, Perciformes, Nototheniidae. The record is from RefSeq and is a predicted model, not a curated record. Bases 524 to 3268 code for a protein of 914 amino acids. Gene Ontology annotation, cellular component: nucleus. Gene Ontology annotation, molecular function: DNA-binding transcription factor activity, RNA polymerase II-specific; RNA polymerase II cis-regulatory region sequence-specific DNA binding.
AAUACAGUUUUUAAAUGUAUCGAAAGAGCGUCCGGCUCUGACAGCACGGCUGGAAUCAAUGACAGCGCCGGGAAAGUUUGUCCUCAAGCUGCCGGGUUGCGCUCUCGGUGUCUCGGACCCUCGGCUCUAAAAUGGCUGGCUGUAGGUCCGAGGAAGCUCCGGAGCAAAGGGAAGGAUCCGCUCCUCACUGCGACUGUCUGUAAAUAUUCACGUUUCUCCACUCGGAGCGACGUGUUAGCAGUGGCGUUGUCCCAGGUCCGAGAGCUGUCACACGCAUCAUAAUAAUAUUGGCAUUUCGGACCUAGGACUGUGCGUAAUGGCGUCCUCCACGUAGAGUGCUCCUCGGUUUACCCCCUGACAACAGGCUUGUAUUUUUUAAUCAAAAAGAAUAUGAUUAUGUGCCAAAGCUACAUGAAACGUUGUAUUAUUUAUGUUGCAUGUGCAUGGUAGAAGUAUGAGAGAGGGGAAGUGUUAUUUCGCUCACAGCAGUCGGACCCAGCUGUGCUCCGGUGCGUUUCUCUGAAUGAUCGGCGAACCCUCGGUGAGAAAUCCGCUGAGCUAUAAUUUCGGAUCAUGCAAGAAAUAUAAAUGGGUAUGCCCCAAAAUGGAUUCUCAGUUGGCUUCAGUCCUGACCAGUGGCAGCCUGGAUGUCCAAAAUGGCAGCCAGUGUGCAGAGGGAUCAGGGCCAGAGGUGUGUGUGGACCCAAAAGAAAUAAAGACCUCCUCCACUGUACCAGGUAACCCCGAGCCAUGCCCUGUCAGAGCAGCAGUGACCACCAGGCAGGAUGCUCCAUCAAUCAAUGGGAAUAAGCCAGAGGUGGGCGGGACUUCUAAGCCAGCCUCUCAGGAAACAAGGAAGAGUGGUGGGUUCAGACAUCCAAUCACAGUGAAGACUGGAGUGCCUGUGUUGGGCAGCCAACCAAUCAGAAUCAAAAUUGUUGUUCCCCCACGGUGCAAGAGGCCAAUCACAAACUCUGCCAUCAGCCUUACCAAAGACUUUGCUCGCUCACAUUUAAGACGACCUGUUUCUAUUUCAGCUGGAGCAGAAAAAAGCAGAUGUAAAAUCUUGAUAUCUGCUGUUAAGAAUGAAGGAGAAAUCAAGGAAGUUAUUAAUCAUAAAACUGAGGAAGCUAAGCCAAAAUCAUUCCAUGACACAGAGGCAGAGAAAGGGGAAAGAAUCUGCAAAGAGAGACAUGUUUGGGGUGUUAAAAUCAUUCACGCUGAUGGGUCUGAGACUCCCUUAAUCUCAAGCUCUGACCCAAUUAAAAUAUUGAGCCUGAAAGGAAUAAAAGAGGAAACUACAGAGAGAGAAAUUGAGGAAAGUUUUCCUCUAGUUUUGCAAGAAAUUGAUUUAAAGUUGUGUAAUACGUUAAAUGAGGUGGGAACGGAGGAACAGACAGAACCACUGGACCUGAGUCUGCCGAAUAAAAGAGAGAGAAGGUGCGAACGCUUCCUGGAUGACUCUGGCUGCGAGAGCUCGUUGAUCAUGGAGGUGGAUGAAUAUGAGGGAGAAGGAGACAGAGACAUAGUGGAAGAGGAUGAGGAUGUUGAGUGCUCUGCGCUUCGUAUGGACGCCACAGAUACACUGGACGACUCUCUCCUGUCUCCCUCUUUCUUCUCUUCCUCUGUCUUCACCUCCCUCUCCUCGAUAGACACUGAAAACCUCCUUCUCAUAGACGACCUGGGAAUCCCGUACACGCUCAGUCCGGACGGGCUCAAAGUGCCGCAGGUCGAUGCGUCAGAGUCAGAGGAUCAGGCAGAGGGAAUGGGGUCACCACUAUUGGCCACAUUAGCGAAUCCUAGCCUCAGCCAAAGUGUAAAUAAUGCACUAAACGCACCUUCUGAUCAUCUUUACACCUCUCCAGCCCCUGGUUCUCCAUCACUAAGUGUUGAUCAGACUUCAGAAGUCUUUCCACGUUUGAUUACAAACUCGGAUCCCUGUAAUGCAGCGGAGACAAGCGUUAAAUCUGUUCAGGAGGCUAAUGCUGUUAUAUCAAUCCCCCCCCAGCCCCUUCAGAUCCUCACCAAUCCUUCUACUAACGCUCCUAUCCUCCUCGUGUCCUCCUCUUCCUCCGCUCAGGUGGGUCUCUCUCUUCCACUUUCAGUUACUCAGACCACCCCCGGUGCUUCCACCCCCAUGUUCCUUCUCCUGUCGUCUGUACCCUCUUCCUCUGGUGACUCUACCUCCACCCCUAUCGCUGUCCUGGACCCCUACACGGGUCAGUUGUCCCAGAUCACCGCGGCCUCAGCCCCCGUCUCGCUCCCUUUGUCCCCCGCUCUGCCCAUGCUGUCCCACCCUGUCAUCAGACUGAGCCCCAACCACCCCCCUGCCAUCCUAUCAGGAGCGACCAACGUUACCUCUGUCCUCGCCUCCCUCUCUGUCCCUUCUCCCUCUCUUCAAAACGACCGCCUCACCCUUCACUCUCAAAUCAGCUCUUCCGAUUCCAACCCUGGAAGCGAAGCCAUAUCCUCUGAAGAAGUCUCAAGUGAAAUCCACAAGCCAUCAACUUUUACAGCAUCCUCUCCUCACCAACAGUCUGCUAGUUUGACCUAUGUCCCCUUAGCUCAGCCCAGCUCUGAGGCCCAAUCUCCAGCCUCAGAGUCCAGGUUUGACCCCUCUGACCUGCACUCAGAACAUUUACCUCUGGACGACCAUCUUUACUUCUCCAGCGCUGCUCCUCCCUCCCCUCCCAUUGGACCCAUUCUCUCCUCUGAUAAUCUGGACCCCCUCGACCCUCUGGAUCCUCUCUCUCCCGAGGGGUCCCAGGACGACAUGGGCGCUCGCAGGGUGCUGUACUGCCAGCUGUGCCCACGGGUCUUCUUUUACCUCUCUGACCUUGAGCGCCACGCCAUCACGCACUCGCAGAAGAAGCCUCACGUCUGCCAGCAGUGCGGCAAAGCAUUCAAACGCUCCAGCCAUCUGCAGAGACACAAGCACAUCCACACAGGCCAGAGGAACUUUGUGUGCCCGAUCUGCUCCAAACGCUUCAGGGAGGCCGGCGAGCUGCAGCGCCACCAGAGGGUCCACACCGGAGAGAAGCCCUACCAGUGCCAACUCUGCCACACGCGCUUUGCCGAGCGCAACACACUGCGCCGACACACCAAGCGCAAACACCCCUACCACCAAGUCGCCAUGGAAAUGCUGAACGAGAGAAGGGACAGAGGAGAUGGAGGAGGAGGAGGAGUGCAGGAGGAAGAGGAGAGCGCUGAAUGGUAUAGCUCCACUGUGUCUAUUUUAGAUCAUUCAGAGUCAGAGACGGAAACUUAAAAGAGUUUUCUGCAGACUCCAAAAACAAGGGAAGGAGGAAGAGGGGGAUCAUAUGUAACAUUGCUUAAACACUUAACUUUCCUUUCAAAAAGGGAGCACUUGCAAUAUCUAUUUUAAUGUUGUUUUAAUUUAUUUAUAUGAAUGUGUAUUAUUUCCAUUCCACUUAGUGGUAAAACUUCGGCCUUCAAAGUCAUUAAUGAUUUUGAUAUGAGCUUUCCUGUAGAGAAACAGUGAAAUACAUUUAUAUGUAAAUGAAAGGGGAAGAUUAUGCCUGAAAUCAUGGUUUUUAAGAGUAUAGAAUAUUGAUUCGACUGCUAACAUGCCCCCCACGAUGUUGCAUUCCCAUACAGUCCAUUACAAAGCCCUGAAGUGCUUGAAAAGAAGGAUGACUUAUUUACUCUAUACGAUCCUCUGCUCUAGUUGUGUAAAUAGAGAUGCAUAUUUGUACUUCUGCACUACCCUAUGUGAAAGAUGUGAUCUAUCUUUCUCACCGUCAGAGACACUGUGAGUCAUUUGCACUUAUUUUAUUUCAAUAUUAACAUUUUGUACAUUGUGGAUGAAAAUGCCAUGUUAUCUUGUGUUGCACCUGUCUAUUUGACUUAUUUGAUUCAUGUGAGAGUUUUGACCAAAUGUUUUUGAGCUAUUAUAACACUUUACUUACAUUUUUUGUUUAUUGUAAAUUAUGUUUAACUUAUUUAAAUUAAAUUUUGUCAACUGUAA